Molecule: messenger RNA, 2652 nt
Organism: Neltuma alba
Lineage: Eukaryota; Viridiplantae; Streptophyta; Magnoliopsida; Fabales; Fabaceae
Product: G-type lectin S-receptor-like serine/threonine-protein kinase At4g27290
Exons: 7
Coding region: 114-2579 (821 amino acids)
Biological process (GO): protein phosphorylation; recognition of pollen
Cellular component (GO): plasma membrane
Molecular function (GO): protein serine/threonine kinase activity; ATP binding
Source: RefSeq, a predicted model, not a curated record
AGUAGGAAAAUUUCGCUCAAUAUUCACCGACAUGACGUCUCGGUUCAUCGGGGCGUCGCUGAUUCAGAAUCCAUUGUCAUCAUUCACACCUCUUGUGCAAUCUGUAGAAUUCCAUGGCCAUUCUUUCUUUCCUGGCUCUCCUUUCCUUUGUACUUGUCAUUUCUCUUCGAGCUUCCAUGGCAGUUGAUUCCAUCCUUCAACCUAGUUCUCAGAUGAGUGGUGGCAAGAGAUUAGGGUCCAAAGGUGGAAGCUUUGAACUUGGCUUCUUCACUCCUGGAGACUCUGGUAAACACUAUCUGGGAAUUUGGUACAAGAACAUCCCAAUUCAGACAGUAGUUUGGGUAGCAAACAGAGUCAACCCAGUCAACGAUUCCUCUGCUGCAACCUUAACGCUAAACACUACAGGCAGUCUUGUCCUCACUCAAAACGAGACUGUGGUUUGGUACUCAAUUCCUGUGAAACUAGUGCAGAAUCCGGUAGCUGAGCUCCUAGAUUCUGGGAAUCUUGUGGUGAGAGAUAAGGAAGAAGCAGACCCAGAAGCCUAUUUGUGGCAAAGUUUCGACUUUCCAACUGACACACUAUUACCAGAGAUGAAAUUAGGAUGCGACCUAACCACAGGUUUGAAUAGGCGUCUUACAGCUUGGAAGAGUCAGGACGAUCCAUCUCCAGGAGACCUCUCUAUGACUGUAGCCCUCAAUAGUUAUCCUGACUUUUAUAUGCUGAGAGGAGAUUCAAAAAUCUUCAGAACUGGUCCGUGGAAUGGCAUGGGAUUUAGCGGCUCCCCAGAAUUAAAGCCAAAUCCUGUGUUUAGUUACACGUUCGUGUCCAACAAAAGCGGGGUCUACUAUUCGUACAGUCUCAAGGAUGACUCUGUAAUCACAAGGCUAACGAUGAACCAAUCCAAAUCUGUUCGUUAUCGUUAUGUGUGGACAGAGACUGAGAAAACCUGGAGGAUUUAUUCAACCAUUCCACAGGACUAUUGUGACACUUACGGGUUAUGUGGACCCAAUGGAAAUUGUAUCCUUUCUGAUUCACCAGUGUGCCAAUGCUUAGACGGGUUCGAGCCCAAGUCACCGCAAAAAUGGAACUCAAUAGACUGGUCUGAUGGUUGUGUCAGGAAAGUAAAACUGAAUUGUGAGGACAAAAAGAAGGUUGGGUUUCUCAAAGUGAGUGGGAUGAAAUUGCCAGAUACUACUCAUACUUGGCUGGAUGAGACAAUAGGCCUGGGAGAAUGCAGACAAAAGUGCUUGAACAACUGUUCUUGUAUGGCCUACGCAAAUUCAGAUAUAAGAGGACAAGGUGGUGGUUGUGCCAUGUGGUUUGGAGAUCUGAUUGACAUCAGACAAUUUUCUGCUGGGGGACAGGAUCUGUAUAUUCGGAUGGACGCUUCAGAACUAGGCUCACAAAAUGAGGGCAGGAAGAAGAUGACAAUAGCAGCCGCUACCAUUAUACCCGUUGUUGUUUUUGGGAUGCUUUUAUUUGGGAUGUGUUAUAUCAGAAAUGCGAAAAGAAAACUGAAUGAGGAACCAAAAAAUUUAGGAGCGCAAAGUAGUGAAGGACAAGAGGAAGAUCUGGACCUCCCAUUGCUUGACAUCUCUGAAAUAUCUACAGCGACUGAUAACUUCUCGAUGAAAAAGAAGAUUGGUGAAGGCGGCUUUGGACCUGUAUACAGGGGACGAUUGGAAAAUAAGCAAGAAAUUGCAGUGAAAAGGCUUUCAAAAAUUUCAGGACAAGGAGUCAAUGAGUUCAAGAAUGAAGUGAAACUGAUUGCAAAACUUCAACACCGAAAUCUUGUCAAAUUGCUUGGAUGCUGCAUACAAGAGCAAGAGAAAAUGCUAGUCUAUGAAUACAUGCCUAAUAGUAGCUUAGACUCCUUCAUAUUUGAUAACGAUAGAAGUAAAGUGCUCAAUUGGUGUAAGCGGUUUAGCAUUAUUUGUGGGAUUGCUCGAGGUCUUCUAUAUCUUCAUCAAGAUUCUAGAUUAAGGAUUAUUCAUAGGGAUCUCAAAGCAAGCAACAUUUUACUAGAUGAUGAGUUGAAUCCCAAAAUAUCAGACUUUGGGUUAGCUAGAUCUUUUGGAGGCGACCAGAUUGAGGGAAGCACAAACAGAGUAGUAGGGACUUAUGGCUACAUGUCACCAGAAUAUGCUGCCGACGGGUUGUUUUCAAUAAAAUCUGAUGUUUUCAGUUUUGGUGUUUUGUUGUUAGAGAUAAUAACUGGUAGAAAAAGUAAAGGCUUCUAUCAUGCAGACAAUACUAAUAACCUUGUUGGUCAUGCAUGGACACAAUGGAAAGAAGGAAGGGUUCUAGAACUCAUUGACAAAAAUAUUGAAGACUCAUGUAAUGAACCGGAAGUAUUGCGUUGUAUACACAUUGGCCUUUUGUGUGUUCAGCAUGAUCCUGAAGAUAGGCCUACUAUGUCAAUGGUGGUUCUAAUGCUAGGAAGCAAUAUGGAAUUGACAGAGCCCAAGCAACCUGGUUUUUAUGCGAGAAAACUGUCGAUUGAAACAAGUUCUUCUUCAACUCAGUUAGAACAUGUAUCUGCUAAUGAAAUGACAAUUUCUCAAUUAGAAGCUCGAUAAUAUUUAGAGUAUGUUUAGGAUGUUGUACUUGGAUUGGCAAUUUGAAAAUUUCUUGACUUUACUUCAGACCUAA